This is a messenger RNA of Oryza brachyantha (malo sina), 1293 nucleotides long. RefSeq names its product tuliposide A-converting enzyme 1, chloroplastic-like. The record is from RefSeq and is a predicted model, not a curated record. Gene Ontology annotation, molecular function: hydrolase activity. The transcript has a single exon. NCBI's taxonomy places the organism in Eukaryota, Viridiplantae, Streptophyta, Magnoliopsida, Poales, Poaceae. The coding region runs from base 89 to 1024 and encodes 311 amino acids.
GGGAGGAGUAUUUACACCUCGCCGCCUCAAUUUGGCGCUCGCUACACAAACAGACGGGAGCCUCCAGUGAGCGGCAGCAGCAGCAGCGAUGGCGGCGGCGGACGACGACGAGGUGGUCCGCGAGUUCGGCCCGAUGCUCCGGGUGUACAAGAGCGGCCGCCUGGAGCGGCCCAUGGUGGCGCCGCCCGUCGGGACGGGCCACGACGACGCCACCGGCGUCGACUCCAGGGACGUCCACCUCGGCGACUACUCCGCGCGCCUCUACCUGCCCGCGGCGGCGGCCGGGGGCGAGCGCCUCCCCGUUGUUGUGUAUGCUCAUGGCGGGGGGUUCGUGGCGGAGUCCGCCAGGUCCCCCAACUACCACCGCUUCCUCAACCGCCUCGCCGCCGCCUGCCCCGCCGUCUGCGUCUCCGUCGACUACCGCCUCGCGCCCGAGCACCCUCUCCCGGCCGGCUACGACGACUGCCUCGCGGCGCUCCGGUGGGUGCUCUCCGCCGCCGACCCGUGGGUGGCCGCGCACGGCGACCUCGGCCGGCUGUUCGUCGCCGGGGACAGCGCCGGCGGCAACAUCUGCCACCACCUGGCCAUGCACCACGCGCACCCGGACGUGCCGCGACUCAGGGGCGCCGUGCUGAUCCACCCCUGGUUCUGGGGCCGGGAGGCCGUCGGCGAGGAGUCGCCCGACCCGGAGGGGCGCGCCCAGGGCGCCGGGCUGUGGCUCUUCGCGUGCCCGGGGACGAGCGGCAUGGACGACCCGCGGAUGAACCCCAUGGCGCCCGGCGCGCCUGGGCUGGAGCGGCUGGCGUGCGACAGGUUCAUGGUGUGCGCGGCGGAGGGGGACUUCCUCAGGUGGCGCGCCCACGCCUACGCGGGGGCCGUGGCCGCGGCGAAGGGCGAGGCGACGGUGGAGGUGCUGGAGACGGCCGGGGAGGGCCACGUCUUCUACCUCUUCAACCCCGACGGCGACAAGGCCAAGGAGAUGCUCGACAGGAUGGUCGCCUUCGUUAACGCCGACACCGCGUGAUCUCUCGCUAGCUCCGGCCUCCGGUGUUCCGCUCGUCAUUAAUUGCGAAUGUGAAAUUUUUCUACAAAAAUAUCUCUACUUGAUGAACCAGUCUGUGCGGUUGUGCGCCGUCGUGUUGCUCUUUAGUGAUGGUGAUUAAAUAAAUGAAUGGUUGUUAUCGUACUACCAGCUGAACAGUGUGUUACGGUGAUACUGUCUGCGUCGAAAAAAACAAAAAAUAAAAAGGAACGAGCGUUGUUUGGUUAGGACAGGUUACUAACCAACCAUUA